GGCGGAUCUGAUUGUGAGCAGAGACACUUCUAUCACGGACAAACGAUUUCAAAAACACAACAACUGAAAAUGGACCUGAGCUUGCGUGACGCUUUCACAGAUGGCGCUCCCAAGCCGGGCCAGGAAAGCGUUCUGAAGAGGGACUUUGUGGCUGGACUGGAGGCAGAGAGCUUUGACGACAAAGUCGGGGAGACUGUGGGGAAAGCUGACUUCCGCCCUCUGAUGGAUGGGAUGGAUGGUAAGAGGGAAGGUUCUGGUUUUAUGUCUGGGGCCCAAAUUGGAGGUCAGCGCCAGGAUCCUCAAGGAGAGCAUCGUUCCAGUCCACUGGGGCAGCAAGCCUUUCGUACCGAUUUUCUGUCAGGCCCAACAUCACUGAUGGGCAUGUCUGAUCAGUGGGGAAACCAGCAAAUGGGCUCUAAGAUGAAUGACCACAGCAUGGAUUCCUUUCUAGGUUUGUCCCAGCCAGGGAUGAACAUGAAUACACAUAUGAGCAUGAAUGUGAAUAUGAAUGUGGGCGCAGCCCCUCUUCAGACUUCGCAACCUCCCAGCAUGGGUGAACCAUUGAAAACCUCUCCUCUGUUUGGCACUGAAGCACCCAAACCAACCCAGACACCUGCUAAACCAAGUGACAGCAGUCCUUUUAACGUCCAAGACAACGCUGCAGAAGUUUGGGGGAGCCCUUGGGGAGGUGAGGACAAGCUCACAGUGGAGCUGCCCCAUGCCCCCAACUCCUCCACGGCAACCAGUAGGCAAGCUGACCAAGAACCUCAGAAUCCCACAGACCCAUUGGGCUCCCCUGGAUCCCAGUGUGAAGAUGCAGCAUCAGGGGAAGAGAGGGAGAAAGAAGGUGGCAACUCAAAGCAGCAGAAGAGGAAGAAGAAGAAACGAAAGAAUAGGGAAGAGGUUUAUGACCUCCUGGAAAGCCUUGGCUCUCCAGAGUCAGAGGAGACUCCCUCAGAAAGUUCGAAUCACGGCUGCCCUUCGCCACCCAGUAGGGAGGAGGAGAUGUGGGAGAGUGAAAUUCAAGAGAGGGGUGGAGGAAGGGUCAAAGCCAGAAAGAGUAAGAGCAGGAAGAAGCUCCCUGAGGAAUGGAGCGCACUUUCAGAUACCUCUGUCACGUCCCAUCCUCAUGAGCCAAGUCCCUUAACUGCGAUGGGUGUAGAGUUCAGCACCAGUGACAUGCAUGAAACCCAGAAACCCUCUGGCCAUAGCGUAGAGCAAGGGACAACAUUACCCUCCUCCACACCCAACCCUUUUUCCCUCACAACCGCUACCCCUUACUCCCCGCUGUCAGAUAGUCAGGUAGACACCUCCAUGAUGUCUGGCUACUCACACAGCUCCCCCUCUUUCACCACUGCCACCCAUGCUGGAGACUUCACCCUCAAGACUGAUAGGGAUGACAAGAGUCUCUCAGCUCUAGAUCAUAUUGUGACUGAUGCCUUUUCAGGUAUUACUGAUAUGGAUACAGACCACUUGCUGGACAUCCCUAAGUCUACUGCCAUAAAAGAGACCCCUAAAAAUGACACAUGUCCUGUUAUUUCCCCUUCCAAAGAUUUGUCUGAAAAAAAGAGUGUUGAUCUUCAGCCUGAGAUCUCUCCCAAAUCAUCUGAGGGCGUAAGCUCUACUUUGGAUGAACCUUACCGUCAUGGUGAUAAGACCUUGUACGGUACUACCUUGCAUGAAGUCAACCAGUCAAAUCAAGUUAAACACACUGAAUUGACUGUAGAUGUAGGUACGACAGAUCAUUCUAUUUCUUUCCCCUCAAAACUGUCCUCAUCAGAUACCCAUCCAUCCUUUGAUCCCAACCAUAAGACCACCCCUGCCCUCAGCCCAACCUCCCAGACUGUCCUAUUCCUCGAUUCUGUCUUACAGACAGCCACCGCAGAUGCAAGCCCCCCAACUCAGAGCACACCCGAUCUCACCCCCACCCUUCAGGUCACUGCUACACCUACCCCAGUCUCUCAGAGCCCCUCAGCUGUCAGUCACAUUUCCCCACCUGCCACCCCCAGCCCUGCAGUGAGCUUGAGCCUUAACCCUGCGGCCCCGCCUUUCAUCCCUUCACACACAGAGCACCUGGAGCCCCCGUUGGCACAGCCCCCCCUGCUGGAAGUGAAAGAAGAGAAGACUAACAAACAGGACAUAGUGGAGAAGGACAAAAUGGAGAAGGACAAAGUAGAGAAGGACAAAAUGGAGAAGGACAAAAUGGAGAAGGACAAGGUGGAGAAGGAAAAGGUGGAGAAGGAAAAGGUGGAGAAGGACAAGGUGGAGAAGGUGGAUACUUUUGCAAAGAUAGACAGCUUUGGCAUGUUCAACAAACCUGAAAAGGUGGAGAAGACUGAUUUCUUUGAAAAGAAAGAAGACACCAUGAAGAAGAUGGACACUGGGGACUUGAAGAAGGUCGACAGUGGGGACUUAAAGAAGGUGGACAACAUGGACUCAAAGAAGGUGGAUAAUGUGGACUUGAAGAAGAUGGACACUGGGGACUUGAAGAGGGUGGACAACCAGGACUUGAAGAAAGUCGACAAUUUAGACAAGACACAAAAAAAUGAGAAGAUCAUCAAAGAAGAGGAGAAAGGUGAGAAGCAAAUGGAGAAACAAGACAAUAAGGCUGAAAAGAAUGAGAAACUUGAGAAAGUGGACAAGCCUGAAAAGAUGAACAAGGAAGACAAAGAUGAGAAGAAAGACAGUGGUGAAAAAACAGACAAGACCACCAAAGCUGAAAAGAACGAGAAGACUGGCAAGGGGCCUGCUAAGUCCCCAACUACUAGUGGGAGCAAAACACUGACCAGUCCUGACAGCAAGGCCAAGCCUUCUGUUGGGUCAACCAAACAAAGUUCUGCAAGACCAAACUCACUGUCCACUGGGGACAGUGGCACCCCUUCCAAACGCACACCCCCCACCCCCACGUCCAAUAAAAAAAGUCCUGUGCCCAAGGCAACCACCCCCUCAGCUGGUAGCAUGGGAGCUCCUGUCACCAACUCUUCCCGUGAGGUCAAAGCCAAGGCUUCAGAAAAUGGCACUGCCCAACGCCGUCCUCCAGUGCCAAAGGCCAAUGGUGUACCCACUUCCCGCUCCACUACUGCUAAGAAUGGACCAAGCACCCCAAGCAGUGCCCCAUCUCUACGCCGCACGUCUGCCACAAAGACUGAGAACAAAGCAGGGGAGACAAAAAAGCCUAGUACAAAGACAACAGCAUCAAAAACCACUCCAAGGGCAACCCGCACCUCCCCUUCUGCCACUGAUUCAAGCGCACCGGCAACUAACGGUGCACCACGUCCCUCUCGUAUCACCAAACCCCCUGUACCGAAGCAGACCGUGCCAGAGAGGAAGCCUCCCGUGCCGCGGGCUCCCCGUAAUGUGCGCCCCACAAGUGCACCCAUGCCUGACUUAAAGAACGUUCGCUCCAAGAUUGGUUCCACAGACAACAUUAAGUACCAACCUGGAGGAGGAAAGGUCUCUGCAGCCCAGGCCAGGACUGAUGCUCUGGCAAAGGGCUCCCACUCCAAAGAGACCAGCCAGGGCAAAGUCCAGAUAGUUCACAAAAAGUUGGACUUCAGCCAUGUCACCUCACGCUGUGGUUCCAAGGACAAUAUCAAGCAUGUCCCUGGGGGAGGGAAUGUUCAGAUUCUUAAUAAGAAGGUCGACUUGAGCAAGGUGACAUCAAAGUGUGGCUCCAAGGACAACAUUAAGCACAAGCCAGGGGGUGGUGAUGUGAAGAUUGAGUCGCAUAAGGUGAACAUCAAGGCCAAGUCCAAAGUUGGGUCACUGGACAAUGUCGGUCAUGAGCCAGGAGGUGGAAAUGUCAAGGCUGAGGGGGGACAGGAGAAAUCCCAGACAAGCCCAUCUCCCCCUGGUGUCCCCCCGACCCAGGCAACCAAUGGGACAAAGGAAAAUGGGCUAAAGGAGGGUGCCCCUGCACCCAUGCCCUCUGUUGGAGAGGGACUCUGGGACCCCCAGGGCCUGGACAAACUCAUCCCUGGGACAAAUUGAGUCUUACAAGCUCAGCUUCCGCGAGAACGCACGAGCUCGCACGGACCACGGCGUCAGUAUCAUCUCCAGGUCCUCCCUGAGUGGCAGCCACC
Messenger RNA from Chanos chanos (milkfish), 4082 nucleotides. It is a transcript of the gene map4l, whose product is annotated as microtubule associated protein 4 like. The coding region runs from base 70 to 3990 and encodes 1306 amino acids. Gene Ontology annotation, molecular function: microtubule binding. Gene Ontology annotation, cellular component: neuron projection. The transcript has 17 exons. The record is from RefSeq and is a predicted model, not a curated record. Gene Ontology annotation, biological process: neuron projection development; microtubule cytoskeleton organization. NCBI's taxonomy places the organism in Eukaryota, Metazoa, Chordata, Actinopteri, Gonorynchiformes, Chanidae.